UCUCGUUAUAACUUGAAUCGUCAGAGACUACACCCCCACCACCACGCGCCGGAGUGGAAGUUGUCGUUUCUCCGGCGACGACUCCUCUCUCCCCAUCCCCAUCAAUUCACACGCUGCCAAACACACAUCGGAAUCAAGCAUCUUUGAAUUGAGAAUAGAAGAAACGUAAACAUGGGUUCCGAGUUAAUAUUCCGAGGCCACGAGCCGCAGACCGCGAGUGACGCUUACUCGCCGAAGCCGCCGAAGCCCUGGCUCAGCGUUGUUCGCCCGAUUCGCUACAUGCUACGCGAACAGCGGCUCGUAUUUCUGUUCGUCGGCAUUGCUAUUGCCACUCUGGUCUUCGUCCUCCGCCCUUCCUCCAAUUCCCCCCCGCCGAUCGGCUACUCGUACUUCUCCUCCGAAUUGACUCAGCCGCACCGAGCCAUAUACCAGAACGGCCACCUGAUAAACGGGUUUGGAUUCAAGUCGGUUGGGAAAAUUCCGCUCGGAUUGAAACGGAAGGGUCUCCGGAUCGUGGUAACGGGUGGGGCGGGGUUUGUGGGGAGUCAUUUGGUUGACCGGCUUAUGAAAAGAGGCGAUAGCGUGAUCGUAGUGGACAAUUUCUUCACGGGGAGAAAGGAGAACGUCAUGCAGCAUUUCGGGAACCCCAGGUUUGAGCUCAUUCGGCACGACGUCGUUGAGCCACUGUUGUUGGAGGUGGAUCAGAUCUAUCAUCUGGCUUGCCCUGCCUCGCCGGUUCAUUACAAGCACAACCCUGUCAAAACUAUCAAGACGAAUGUGGUGGGAACGUUGAACAUGCUGGGGCUGGCGAAGAGAGUCGGUGCGCGGUUUCUGCUAACUAGCACCAGCGAGGUGUACGGUGAUCCUCUGCAACACCCACAAGUUGAAACCUACUGGGGCAACGUCAAUCCAAUAGGUGUCCGAAGCUGCUACGAUGAGGGAAAAAGGACUGCUGAAACGUUGACCAUGGACUAUCACAGAGGCGCUGGCGUUGAGGUGAGGAUUGCUAGGAUCUUUAAUACAUAUGGACCUCGUAUGUGCAUUGAUGAUGGUCGUGUUGUCAGCAACUUUGUUGCUCAGGCAUUGAGGAAAGAACCGUUGACAGUAUACGGUGAUGGGAAGCAGACAAGAAGUUUUCAGUAUGUUUCUGAUUUGGUCGAGGGACUAAUGCGGUUGAUGGAAGGAGAGCAUGUUGGGCCGUUCAAUCUCGGGAACCCUGGCGAAUUCACUAUGCUUGAACUUGCUCAGGUAGUUCAAGAAACCAUUGACCCAGAUGCAAAAAUAGAAUUCAGACCCAACACAGAAGAUGACCCGCACAAGAGGAAGCCCGACAUCUCCAAGGCAAAGGAGCUGCUGGGUUGGGAACCCAAAAUACCACUGCGCAAGGGUCUCCCUAGAAUGGUCAAGGACUUCAGGCAACGCAUCUUUGGCGACCACAAAGAAGAUAUUGCUUCCUCAGCAUAACAAAAAGCUAUGGAGUUGCAUAUGCAUAACAUCUCCUAACCUCGCUGAAGAGAUAGGGAGAGUACUGAUUUGACCGUGAAUGAUCAUUCGUGAUCUUCAUUGCCAAAACAUGGUGCAAUAUAGCACAGCCACGGCUUGAUAGAGCUAGCAUGAAGCAGUGGCAUCACAUCUGCUCUUUAAGAUAGUUCCUAGAGGUUAAUUUGGCCAAACUACAUCUUGUUUUUCUUCUUUCCUUUUUCUUUUUUUAACCGGCUUCUAGUAAUAAAAUGACUGCAUUAUUAUU
Messenger RNA from Sesamum indicum (sesame), 1747 nucleotides. Lineage: Eukaryota; Viridiplantae; Streptophyta; Magnoliopsida; Lamiales; Pedaliaceae. The record is from RefSeq and is a predicted model, not a curated record.